Biomphalaria glabrata is the source of this 2262-nucleotide messenger RNA. RefSeq lists its product as uncharacterized. Bases 118 to 1971 code for a protein of 617 amino acids. Gene Ontology annotation, cellular component: ribonucleoprotein complex; nucleus; cytoplasm. Gene Ontology annotation, molecular function: RNA binding; ATP binding; RNA helicase activity. The record is from RefSeq and is a predicted model, not a curated record. The transcript has 13 exons. NCBI's taxonomy places the organism in Eukaryota, Metazoa, Mollusca, Gastropoda, Planorbidae.
UACUGGGUGAAUUAAUACACAUGUUCACACCGAGGCUUGGCUGCCACUAGGUUAGUUCUUUUUAAGACAUUAGACGUGGUUUGCCAGUGGACAUAAAUUGUAACAAGGAAACAAAAGAUGUCAUCUAAAGGAAGAUUUGAUUCUAGAGAUAGGCGAACAGGUGAUGCUGGAUCAAAGUAUGGAGGUCCACGUGAUGGCUUCAAAGGCAGAGGAGGAGGAUCAGGUGGUGGAUCCUUUCGUAAUUCCAUGAAAGGAAGUCAGCCUGGUGCAGGACUACGAAAACCUAAAUGGGAUAUGUCUGCUCUGCCCAAGUUUGAAAAAAACUUUUACAAGGAACAUCCAGCUGUAGCUAAUAGAUCACCUAUUGAAAUUCAACAAUUUCAUAGAGAUAAGCAGAUAACAAUUUGUGGUCAAGAUAUUCCUAAUCCUAUUUUUACUUUUGAAGAGGGCAAUUUUCCAGACUAUGUUAUGAAUCAGAUCAGAAGAAAUAGCUGGCAGGCACCUACAUCUAUUCAAAGCCAAGCUUGGCCAAUUGCUCUUUCUGGUAGAAAUCUGGUUGGGAUUGCUCAGACUGGAUCAGGCAAAACAUUAGGGUUUAUGCUCCCAGCAAUUGUUCAUGUCAAUCAUCAGCCAUACUUAGAGCACGGAGAUGGGCCCAUUGUUUUGGUACUUGUACCAACAAGAGAGUUGGCUCAACAAGUGCUUGAUGUAUCCAAUGAGUUUGGACGGUCAUCACAGUUACGUUCUGCUUGUGUUUAUGGAGGAGCACCUAAAGGCCCCCAACUUAGAGAUCUUGAAAGAGGAGCUGAAAUUUGCAUAGCAACGCCUGGGCGACUGAUAGACUUUUUAGAAGCAGGAAAAACAAAUCUGAGACGUACUACCUAUUUGGUUUUGGAUGAGGCUGAUAGAAUGUUAGAUAUGGGAUUUGAGCCUCAAAUUAGAAAAAUUCUUGAGCAGAUCAGGCCUGAUCGCCAAACUUUGAUGUGGAGUGCUACGUGGCCCAAGGAAGUUCGCCGGCUUGCAGAGGAAUUUUUGAACGACUACAUCCAGGUGAACAUUGGUGCCCUGCAACUCACAGCUAACCACAAUAUUUUACAAAUUGUUGAUGUUUGCAUGGAACAUGAAAAAGAAGAGAAGCUAGUUAAACUUCUGAAUGAGAUAAUGCAGGAGAAAGAAAAUAAAACAUUGAUAUUUGUGGAGACAAAACGUAAAGCAGAUGAUAUAUCCAGGAGGAUGAAAAAAGAUGGAUGGCCAGUGAUAAGUAUACAUGGUGACAAGUCCCAACAAGAAAGAGACUGGGCAUUAAAUGACUUUAGAAAUGGUAGAAAUCCCAUUUUGAUAGCAACUGAUGUAGCUUCUCGAGGAUUAGAUGUGGAGGAUAUCAAAUUUGUUAUCAACUUUGAUUACCCUAAUUGUUCUGAAGACUAUGUUCAUCGUAUUGGACGAACAGGGAGAUCAACAAAUACAGGAACAGCGUACACAUUUUUUACUCCAAACAACUCUAAACAAGCAUCAGAUCUGGUGAAUGUAUUGAGAGAAGCCAAACAGAUAAUUAAUCCUAAACUACAGCAGCUGGAAGACAGUUCUAAGAAUUUUAAAUCAGGCAGGAGCAGGUGGGGAGGUGGGCGUGGAGGUGGUAUAGGAGGAAAGUUUAACUCAGGCUCCAAAUUUAACAGUGGAGGAAACAAGUUCUCAAACAAUGGCAACUACAGUGGAGGGUUCAAGUCUCAGAACAAUUAUAGCUCUGGUGGAUACAAAUCUCAAGAUGGCUAUGGUGCUGGUGGAUACAAGCCUCAGAAUAUGAACAACAUGAAUGGAUACAGUGGAGGCAACACUGGAGCACAAAAUGUGGGUCAAAAGCCAUUUCAAAGUGGAGCAGUAAAUGGAUUUAAAAGUCAGUGGAAUCAAGGAGCUAAAGCUGCUCCAGGAUCAUUUACUAGUGUACCACCACCUCCUGUUGCCAAAUAUUAAGAUUUGUUCUCAUUUUUGUUAGCUAACUUAUUUUGAUCUAAUCACUGUACCAAAUUCCUGCCAUUGAAUCAUUUUAAAACUUAUAAAAGAUUACAUUAUCUGUGAUAGUUUCUAGUGAUGUAAUCUGAAUGCCAUCAUUUAAUUUUUUUUUAUUUUUUCAUAUAUCAGAAAUUGAAUUGAGCAUAUGUCAUAGGUAAAUCACUUAGUUAAAUAAGUUUCAAAUUUCAUUUAGAUAUUAAGAUGGCUUAUCUGUUGUAUAGAUGUUGUAAUAAAUGUUUUCAAAAAUUUUUA